GGCAGCGAGGGAGGCGCGUCGGCCCGGGAAGUCGCGCGCACACUCGGCUCCGGGGACAGACGUUUAACUCUUGCCAAGUCUCGCCGCCUCUGCGGCUCGCGGGCCUCGGGCUUUUCCCCCCUGAAGCAUGAGCCUUUCCUCCCGCAGCCGCCAACGCUGCGCGGGUCGCGGACAGGGCGCGCCGGGGCUCCAGGCGCGCGGCCUCAAGAUCCCUUGCGCCCGGAGCCCGGAAGCUUGCGGCAGGCGAUCUGUGGGUGACUGUGUCUGCGAGAGACUUUGCCAUACCAUUCUGCCGGAAUUUGGAGAGAAAGAACCAGCCGCUUCCAGUCCCCUCCCCCUCCGCCACCAUUUCGGACACCCCGCACAGUCUCGUUUUGGGGUACCCCGUGACUUCCAGGCAGCACUCGAGGUACACUGGCCCCGGCUCGGGCGACCACCUGUCUCGGACGUGUUGAUUCAUCUCCCAUGACCCUGCGGUGCCUGGAGUCCUCCGGGAAUGGAGCGGACAGGACGCGGAGCCAGUGGGGGACCGCGGGGUCGCCGGAGGAACAGUCCCCCGAGGCGGCGCUUCUGGCGAAGGCCCUGCGCGAGCUCAGUCAAACAGGAUGGUACUGGGGAAGUAUGACUGUUAAUGAAGCCAAAGAGAAAUUAAAAGAGGCGCCAGAAGGAACUUUCUUGAUUAGAGAUAGUUCACAUUCAGACUACCUACUCACUAUAUCUGUUAAGACGUCAGCUGGACCGACUAACCUGCGGAUUGAGUACCAAGAUGGGAAAUUCAGAUUGGAUUCUAUCAUAUGUGUCAAAUCCAAGCUCAAACAGUUUGACAGCGUGGUUCAUCUGAUCGACUACUAUGUCCAGAUGUGCAAGGAUAAACGGACAGGCCCAGAAGCCCCCCGGAAUGGGACCGUUCACCUGUACCUGACCAAACCUCUGUAUACAUCAGCACCGACUCUGCAGCAUUUCUGUCGACUCGCCAUUAACAAAUGUACCGGUACGAUCUGGGGACUGCCUUUACCAACACGACUCAAAGAUUACUUGGAAGAAUAUAAAUUCCAGAGACUCAAGAUCUUUUUGCCGACGUUGCACUGUCUGUGGCAAUUGUUUGACAAUUUAAAGGGCUCCCAGGAGUUGCAUGCAAUACAAUCUUAGGACACGCAAUAAAGCCCACCAGACUCUGGACAAGCUCCACAGGUGAGACCAGAAGAGAAGCUGCCUUCCCUCGCUGAUUGCUUUAACCCAAGUUAAGACCAAGUUCAGGAUCCCAUGCUUGCAGAAGCGAUUGACAGGCACCGCAGGAGAAACUACAUCUGGGGGAUUUCUCACCAGGAUCUACUGAUCUCACUUCAAUCUAAUAUGGAACACAAAUGUUGGUUUGGUUGACCAAAACAAAAGCACUGAGAGUGCCCAGCACCCUUGUGGACAUAAUACACAUAGUUUCAGUUUGGUAUCUCUCGCUAGGAAGGUGAUGCUGGCUGUUUCCUGAUGAAUCCUGUCGGCUCUAAAAGCUUCCUCACUGAACACCUGUAGCAGGGGUUGGCUCAAACAGCGUGGGAAACUGUACCUGUUCAGGGCUCAAUUACUGAACACUUUCUUUUCUUUCUGUUCUUCUGAACUGGAAGAUUCUAAACAAACAAACAAACAAACAAACAAACAACCCCAGAAAACUAAAAUUGAAUUUCUGUUGCUGUUGUUCCAGGGCGGAUGGGACUGUGAUAAUAAUGUCCUUGUACAAAUAGGGUGUACAUGAAGGAAGACAUGCUUCUUUAAAAAUUCAAUAUGCCAGUGAUCUGCAGUUUUAUUCUCUAGAAUAACAACAACAAAAGGAUUUGUCCAAUCUAAUAUUUAUAUGCUUGAAAGUUUUCAAACGAUCACAUAUCAAAAUUAGCUAUAAUGAUUAUGAUUAAAAGCAUUUUUAGCUGGGUACACUGGCAUGGGCACGUGAUUUCAGUUACUUGGGAAGCUGAGUCAGGAGUGUUAUAAGUUGGCAAGGGUCACAAGGCUUGCCCGGGAUGCAGAGUUCAAAUCCAGGCUGGGCAGCUCAGUGAGACCAUGUCUCAAAAUAAAAAGUGUGAAAAGGGCUGGGAUGUAGCCUUGAAUUCUUAGGAGCCUGUGUGAAAUCCAAGGCUCAAUCUGUGAUACAGAUGCAAUCACAUUUUAAAAGUAAUUACAGUUAGAAAGACAAACGUGCCUGGAUUCAUCUGGGUCAAGGUGCAAGCGGUUCCCUCUUAUCUUCUUACUCACGGGACAUUGUCCUUGCACUCCUGGCCCAAGAUGGCUCUUGAUUCUUACAUUAUUUCCUUUCUCCCAGCUAUGUUCAAAUACCUGACAAAGGCAACUUAAGGGAGGGAGGGUUUGUCUCACGGUUAGAGAGGACUGUCCAUCAUAGUGGGAAAAGCACAGCAGGCGCAGGAGGCAGCCGGUUACAAUGUAGCUUCAUGCCGGAGGGAGAGGAACGUUGGAAUUCCACUCCCCUCCUCCACUUUGUUCCGUCUAGGGCCAUAGUCCUGGGGUUGAUGGCAUCUGCAAUUUGGGACUGGGUUUUCCCUACUCAGUUAAGCCUUUUGGGGAACACCCUCUUAAACACACCCACAGGUGUUGAUUCUAAAGCCCACCAAAUUAAUAGGCUUGAUGAAGAUUAACCAUUUUCCCUUUAUAACCUUUAACUGCUGCUCAUAUUUCUUUGGCCAAAAUGGGAUUGCCUGAGCCCAUCUGACUGCAAGGGAAGUUGGGAAAUGUAGUCUUUGUUCUGUACAGCCAUGUUUGACCAACUGUAAAACUAGGUUUCUAGGGCUGGGGAGAUGGCUCAGCUAAGUGCCCGUUGAGCAAACGUGAAUAUAAGUGUUUGGGUGCCCAGCAAACAUGCAAAAGUUGGUUGUGUCUAUAUCCCCAGCCUUAUCAGGGAGGAGACAGGGAGACCUCUGAAGCUCCCUCAUCAGCUAGCUGUGCAAAAUUGAUCAGGCCCAGGUUCAGUGAAAGACCUGAUCUAAAUUUUAAGAUAGAAAGCCAUUGUGGAAGUCACACAGUGCUAACCUCUGGUUUUCCCAUAUGUGUGCACACAUGAACAAGUGCAUUGCACUUAUACACACAACACACAUGCACAAACCUUUAAACUUCAAUCCUAAUAGAAGAAGAGAUAGUUACUUGGAGUCACUUAGACAUCUGUGGCUUCUUUUUUUUUUUUCCCCCAAAACUAGGAGUCAGGUACAAAUGAAUGCAUUCAUUAUUCAAGAAAAAGAGAGAUCAAGUUACUUUCUGAGGAAACACAGGGCUAGUUCUUUGUGAACCUUUUGGGUGUGACUUUGUUUCUGUUCCCUUUGUAUUUGUCUCUCAUUUUUUUGCAUUCUAGGACUAGAAUCAUGGUGGAGAUACCUCUGCCUUCUUGGGACUGCCACAGCACACUGGUACCUCAUCUCACCAUACCACUUAAGAUGUCUAGGAAGGUGCCCCAUGCAUUUCCUUCAAAGUUCAAAGCAAGCACGUAUUUAAUUUUUUGUUCAAGGAAUUCUAUGAUACUUAUUGAGCAAUGGGUAGUACGUUUGAGUGUUGCUUAAUCAAAACUGGGAACUAGACCAAGGGAGCACCAGUCUUUGGUUUGAUUCAGAUUAUACCUGACUUGUAGUUAGAUUAGAAAAUCCAUUCCUAAAACUUCUCUCCUUUCCUUCCUUCUUUCUUCCUCCUAUGUUCUACCCAAUUUUGUUUUGUUUUGUUUUUUGCUUAUUUGUUUUUAGCUUUUUGAUAUAAGGUCCCAGAUAUCUCAGGCAAGCCUUGAACUCACAAGAUAUCCAAAAGUGGCCUGAAUUCUGAAUCCUUGUUCUCCAUCUCCCAAAUAUUGCUAUUACAGAUGUGUGCCACCUGCCCUUGAGAUCUUUUUAAUGAAGAAGGAAAUACUUCCAAGUACGUGGGAACUAGAUCCAGGAUGAUUAAGAGCUCAGAGGGCUACAUAGGGACUUUGAAGCUAGCCUGGGCUAUAUCAUACACACACACACACACACACACACACACACACACACUUCAAUAAAAAAAGAGAAAAAUUUUUAAAAAGAUAUUGUUUCUAUAUUUUUUCCCCCAGAGGACAAUGUUGAUACAAAGACAAUUUCCUAAGGUGGCAGAUUUUCUAGAAAGAAUUUUAUUAAAGAGAAAAAAAAAAACACCAUUGAAAACAGAUGUUGUUCUUCUACAUCAUCUAACCACUGGCAUCUUCCAUGGAGCAAAAUUUGGCAGGAGGUUUUGGUUCUGGGUUCCCCAACCCCCAGAGCACAAUUUCCAACAGAUGCUAUCUGUGCACUGGAAACAAAAUUUGAAACAGGGAAACCUGACUUGUCGAAGUUCGAAUCUGGGGUUUUCCAAGCUCGUGUUCCAGAUGCAGAGGACUUGCCCCAGAAGGCCUGUGGUAGAAGUCACAUUUGCAGAGUCAGGUCCACCUUUGGUAGCAAAAAUCACCAAGAUUUUAAAAACCUUUAUAACCAAAAGAUGUUAAUUUAAUGCUGCAUUUUAAAAAUAAAUGUUAAAAAUGAUCAAGGUGAGCAAAUGUCAUAUCUACAUUUAUUUUUAUUC
This is a messenger RNA of Apodemus sylvaticus (European woodmouse), 4554 nucleotides long. It is a transcript of the gene Socs2, whose product is annotated as suppressor of cytokine signaling 2. Gene Ontology annotation, molecular function: 1-phosphatidylinositol-3-kinase regulator activity. The record is from RefSeq and is a predicted model, not a curated record. Gene Ontology annotation, cellular component: phosphatidylinositol 3-kinase complex. Gene Ontology annotation, biological process: phosphatidylinositol phosphate biosynthetic process; intracellular signal transduction. Lineage: Eukaryota; Metazoa; Chordata; Mammalia; Rodentia; Muridae. The transcript is spliced from 4 exons. The coding region runs from base 466 to 1149 and encodes 227 amino acids.